CUCAGCAGGAACAGAGAGCCGGAGCUGCAUUGGGGGACCGCGGAGCCGUCGGGCCCCCUGCUGAACUAACUCCCUUUACAGCUUGCCUUGCAAGACCGACGUGCCCAGUCCUGUAAGGCACAGCACUCAUCGUCGGCAAAGCCUGGGAGUGAGGGUCCCUGAGUACUAGUACCCUCACUUUCGUGGACGCCUAGUGACCUAGGCAGCCGCCUACCCCUCCCCCCGCCACAAGCACACACAUACCUUUUUUUUUUUUUUAAAGCCCGGGCUUCAGUUUCUCCAUCUGGAAAGAGUGGAGAGUUGGAUGUUUCGAGUUCAAGAACGCCAGAACUGUCAUGGGUUAUAUGCAGAAGGGGGAGAUGGGGACCUACACGUGACCUCCCUGUCCGCCCCCCCCCCCCCCCGGGUCCGGGAGAUGGAAGCACCCGGAGAGAUCGGGCGGGGGUGGGCGGAUCCUAAGAGCCCUACACCGCCGCCCUCCGCUGCCUCUAAGGCGGAGCGCGCGGCUGGGCGUCCCGCCAGCCCUGGCGACGGCACCGGAGGAGGGUGGGGGCCGCGACCCGGUCUUCGCAGGGUACCACCGUGGAAGCGAGGGGGUUGCAGAGACUCGGCGUGUGAUUCGGAGCUCGCCUGCGGAGAAUGGACGAGGGGACGGAGGACAGCUAACGGGCCCCCUCUGUCUUGGCACCGGCUCUGGGGAGGCGCACGUCGCAGGUCCCGAGCGGUGUCGACCUAACAUCGGGCCAUGAGGAGCGCACGGGACGCCCGGCCGCCUUCUGCUCCGGUGAGGGCGCGCGUGUGAGAGGGGGCACCGGCGGCCGCGGCGCGCACCGCCAUGGCUAGCGAGGAGUGCAAGGCGAUGCUGGACGCGCUCAACAAGGUGACCGCGUGCUACCACCACCUGGUGCUGACCGUCGGCGGCUCGGCGGACUCGCAGAACCUGCGCGAGGAGCUGCAGAAGACGCGCCAGAAGGCGCAGGAGCUAGCGGUGGCCACCUGCGCCCGACUGACGGCCGCCCUGCGCGACCGGAACCUGCAAGGCGAGGAGCGCCGGGAGUUCGAGCGCCUCUGGGUGACCUUCUCUGGCUGCCUGGACCUGCUGGAAGCCGACAUGCGGCGCGCACUGGCGCUGGGCUCCGCCUUCCCGCUGCACCGGCCGCGGCGGCCCCUGGUGCGCACCGGCGUGGCGGGCGAUGCCUCCCGGGUGGCCGCGCGCGCCCUGAGCGCCCGGAGCCUGCGGCACGAGGCGGAGAGCGACUUCGACGCGCUCGACCUGGGGCAGCUGGAGCGAGAGAUCCUGCAAGUCAGCGAGAUGAUCCACAAUAUGGAGAUGAAGGUCAACGUGCCCCGCUGGACGGUGCAGGCCCGGCAGGGUCCGGGUGCCGAGCUCCAGUCCGUGGGCGCCGCCGCCAUCUCCUCGGUGGGCUGCGGGUCGGUGCAAGAGCGCACUGGGCCCUGCGACCUGAGCAAGGCCAAGGCCGCCGCGGUCUUCGGCGCCGUGCUGCUGUCCGCUGUGGCCCUGGCCGUGUGCGUGGCCAAGCUGAGCUGAAUCGCCCCUUUGACUGGCCGCCCCGAGACACCCCUCCGGGAAGGAGUCCAGCUCCUGCCAGGACGGGGCGCCACGACCGGAUGGGAGUGGGAUCUGGCACGUUUAAAGGGGGGAUGGUUCUAAAACUCCACCACCAUCAUGUGUGCAUGUGUGUACAAUCGCUUUUCAAGCACACAUCUGCAUGAGCGGAACAAGGUUUCCUCCGGCUGACCCCAGAGGAGUUAAUUUUUCGCGGGCCGCCAAGGCAUUACCUCUAAUAGUUCCUGUGGGGAAACUGAUUUUGAAGAGUCCUUUUAAGAAGCUUUUGCCAGAAUGCGAGAUUGAAUGUUGCCUGCUUAUAUGUAUGUGUCAGGCAUACAGAGAAUGAACUAUACAGAAAUGAAAAUAUUUGUUAAUGAGAUGGGAUUUUGAAUGUUAUUUUUUCAAUGCCCUAAUCUAAUGUUAUAUUUUUCAAUAAAAUUUUGAAUGCUCUUA
Messenger RNA from Erinaceus europaeus (western European hedgehog), 2023 nucleotides. It is a transcript of the gene RGS9BP, whose product is annotated as regulator of G protein signaling 9 binding protein. Gene Ontology annotation, biological process: detection of light stimulus involved in visual perception; G protein-coupled receptor signaling pathway. The transcript is spliced from 2 exons. The record is from RefSeq and is a predicted model, not a curated record. NCBI's taxonomy places the organism in Eukaryota, Metazoa, Chordata, Mammalia, Eulipotyphla, Erinaceidae. Gene Ontology annotation, cellular component: photoreceptor outer segment; neuron projection. Bases 836 to 1549 code for a protein of 237 amino acids.